Messenger RNA from Contarinia nasturtii (swede midge), 1715 nucleotides. RefSeq lists its product as uncharacterized. The transcript has 3 exons. The coding region runs from base 424 to 1473 and encodes 349 amino acids. The record is from RefSeq and is a predicted model, not a curated record. Gene Ontology annotation, molecular function: sequence-specific DNA binding. NCBI's taxonomy places the organism in Eukaryota, Metazoa, Arthropoda, Insecta, Diptera, Cecidomyiidae.
UUUGGUCAAUUACAUUUUUCAUUUUAGAAUAUAUGAAAACUAUUCAAAUUAAAACAAUAAUUUUAUUCACGUAAGAGUGUUUUAUUGAAUCGAAAGUAAAUGGUAGUUUUAUCUGCAGCUCAUGGAUUUAUGUAUACGUGUAUGACAUUCGAAUUCAUUGAACCAAAUAUUUCACUAUCGAAUUGUAGCAACACCAAUAGCAAUUCGAAUAGUUAAAUUGGAAAAAAAUAUUGCACCUGAGAUACAGAGAAAAAAAGAGAAGACAACGAUUCUUUGUGGUUAAUACUUUUGUUGGGCGUGUGUGUGUUUUCUGUGUGUACUGUGUCCAUAACAUUACUUAUUGACCUGAUUCUGUAGUGUGAAUAUUAUUCAAAUCGAUUAUCGCAUUCAUAUUUGAAAUUGCCCAAAAUAAGAAGAAAAAAAAUGUCAAGCAAACGUGGAAGAAAGUGUUCAAUCAAGACCUGCGACAAUUUUCAACACACCCAUAAACAUUUGAGUUUCUUUCGAUUUCCAAAAGAUGUAGAAAGAUGCCGAACUUGGAUCGAAAAGACAAAACGGUUUGAUCUGUUGGAUAAAAUCAACAUUCACGAUGAACGAAUAUGUCAACAGCAUUUUGAGGCGGUUAUGUUCUUGAACGAAAGUCAAAAUCGAUUGCAACAAUAUGCAAUUCCAUCUUUGUAUCUAACAACCAAACCACCACAGAUUCAACCACAUCCGGUGAAUGAUUUUAUGUUAAACGGUUUCCCUGCCGACAAACUAUUUAAUAAUGCAAUAGUUGAUGCAGCAGCAGCACUUUUAUACCAAAACAAUUUGACGAUAACGCCUGUCUAUUCGAAGCCAAAACCCAUACAAAAUGAACCGUUCUCUCAGCCCAUUAAUUUAUCGACAUCAAGGCAAAAUGGUACGCCCUCCGUUUUUAAUGUAUCCGACUCUUCAGAUGGUUCACCGAAUAGUUCGUUGCACAUUUUGGAAAGAACCUUCAUAAAUGGCACAAAAAUUGGCACAUCAACUCCAAUAAUUAAUCCAAACAUGAAUGUAGUCAGUAAUGCAAACACAGUACCAACAAGCACAUUGAUAAGUAACGGUGGUUUUCGACGUCCACGUCAAGUGUUCACACUUGAACAAGAAAAUCAACUCGCCGAUUAUGUGCGUGAAACAUCCAACUACUACUCAGGUCUAUCGUCGAAGGAAGUUCGAAUAAUGGCAUUUGUUUAUGGUGUUUGUAAUCAAGUUGAAAUGCCGCCCGGAUGGCACGAAUCUCAUCAGGCAUCGUUUGAUUGGUGCGUUGGUUUUAUCAAACGUACAAAAUUGCCACCACAAAUGAUUACUGGCAUAUCGACGAAGGGAUCAAACAAACAAUCAAAGCUAUCAACAUCGAUCGAAACAAAACCAAACAAGAUUCCACCGCAAGUCAAUAGCAAUUUUAUAAAACGCAAUGAAAACACUAACAACACACCAAUAGAAAUAGAUUAAAUCCAAGGUCUUUACUGUUUAUUAUGUUAAGUUUAAUUGUUCUUUAUUUAAAAGAGUUGGUCUGUUAAGAUUUAAAAAAUAUUAAAUAUUUAAUCGGAGGACAGCUUAUCGAUCAAAUUCGAGCGAAAAAAAUCCAUAUUUUUCAUUAAAUGAUAAAUUUAUUAAUCGAUCAGUUACACAUUAUUGAACAUUUUCCAAAAUUAACAAUUUUGUAAUUGAAUCAUUGAGUUCCGUUAUAAAAG